This is a messenger RNA of Lolium rigidum, 3453 nucleotides long. RefSeq names its product disease resistance protein Pik-2-like. Gene Ontology annotation, biological process: defense response to other organism. NCBI's taxonomy places the organism in Eukaryota, Viridiplantae, Streptophyta, Magnoliopsida, Poales, Poaceae. The record is from RefSeq and is a predicted model, not a curated record. Gene Ontology annotation, molecular function: ADP binding. Bases 1 to 3453 code for a protein of 1150 amino acids. The transcript has 5 exons.
AUGGCGGACCUCGUGGUUGGCAUGGCCAAGUCGGUGGUGGAGGGGACGCUCGGCAAGGCCCAGGCGGCGAUCGACCAGGAGGACAAGUUGCGGCAGAGCGCGCAGCGCAACCUGGUGUUCAUCGCCGGCGAGUUCCAAAUGUUGCAGUCCUUCCUGCAAGUCGCCGACGGCGCGCGCCUGCAGAACGUGGUGGUGAAAACAUGGGUGAGGCAGAUCCGCGACCUCGCAUAUGACGUGGAGGACUGCAUCGAGUUCGUUGUCCACCUCGACAGGAGGAACCGCUGGUGGCUCCGCUUGCUCCAGCCAGUUCGCUGGGUCAUGCCCUGCUUGGCACCGCUUCAGCUCGACCAGGCGGUCGACGAGCUGGACCAGCUCAAGGCGAGGGUGGAGGACGUGAGCAUGAGGAACGCCCGCUACAGCCUAAUCAGCGACUCCGGCUCCAGGGCAGAGCAACAGCCAGUGUCCGACGGCGCGACGGCAUUCAACAGGCUCAUCAAGGCCACGUGGCAAGGCAGCCUCACCCAGCUGCUCGUCGACACAGAAUGUGGUGAUGACGUUGGUGUAAUCUCGGUGUGGGGCACAGGUCGUGGAGAUCUUGGGACGACAUCCAUCCUCUGGAGCGCCUAUACUGAUCCCCGAAAGAACUUUGCCUGUCGUGCUUGGGUGAAGCUCGGGCACCCAUUUAAUCAAGAUGAGUUCGUGCGGUCCCUUAUGGCUCAGUUCUAUUCAGACACUUGUCAUCAAGAAGAAGAAAAAGAAAUCCUACCUGUAGAGAAGAUGAAGGCCGGGCAAGGCCAUCUCCUUGACGAGUUCGUGCGGUAUGUCAAGGAGAAGAGGUUUCUCAUCGUCCUGGAAGACCUGUCCAGCAUGGAACAGUGGAAUACUAUCAAGACGUUUUUUCCCAAGAGAAACAACGGCAGCUGCAUCGUCGUGUCUACACAGCAACUCGAGGUUGCAAGCUUGUCCGUGGGACAUCCAUACCAUGUGAGGCAGCUAUCAACUGAGCAUUCUGUCUAUGCCUUCUUCAAAAUGGGAGGGGAGGGGGAAGUGGGGCAGGGGCAGGAGGUAAAUAAUCCACCCGACAGCACCGGUAAAAAGGUAGCAGCCGAGAAGUGGAUAAAGGACCAUGGCCUUGUAGGGCGUGAGUCAGCAGUCAAGGAUCUUUACAUAAUUUGUAGGAAAGAGGCAUUCGGAGUCUACCAAGUUAUGUCGGUGUGGGGGAUAGCCGGAAUUGGAAAAUCGGUUCUCGUCAAGCACCUGUUCUGCCAAAAAAUUCUUAGGAGCAGGGUGUAUAACAAGUAUGCUUGGGUGGAAUUAUCCCAUCCUUUUGAUUUAUGGGACUUCUGUCGGAGCUUACUUUUGAGUUUUGAAUCACAAUACCUUCAAGCGUCGAAUGCCAAACAUGGUACAAUGGGAAGCGAAAACCCUGUUGCAGAGUGUCGUGAGAUGCUGAGAUUCUCGUGCUUCAUCGUUAUUGAUGGUCUGAAGUCCACGGAAGAAUGGGACAUGAUAAAAAAUGAAUUGGCAUAUGAUCAAGAUAAUCGGACCGUCAUUGUCGUCAUUACCACUGAUGAAAGAAUUGCCACACAUUGCCGUGGAUCUAAAGGACCACUCACUUAUCAUGUUAAACCUAUGGAACCUGAAGCAGCACUGCAACUGUUCAAUGAGAAAUCUAUGAUGGAAACGUCUGAGUUUUCGGUACUUGAGGAACUUCUUUCGAAAUGUGGCGGAAUUCCCAGAGUUAUAGUAGAAAUAGCUGGCUCGAUUGCCAGAAGGAGAGUUCGAAUUAAGGAUCGGGAACGUUAUAUCAAUGAUAACUUUGUGCAAGAGUUGGAAACUAAUAGAGAGUUUGCCCUUCUAUCGGGUCUAUUUUAUUGGGUGCAGUCCUACUUCCGCAACUGCCCAGAUUCCCUCAAGCCAUGUAUCUUCUACCUGUCAAUCUUCACUCCAAAACAGCUCAUUCGUCGGAGGCGCCUAGUACGGAGGUGGAUUGCAGAGGGUUACUCCAAGGAUAACCAUGACAAAACUGCGGAAGAGAACGGGGAGGAGCAAUUCUCCAACCUCCUCAAUCAGAGCAUAGUCCAGAAGGGAUCCUCAGUGGUGUUGGGUGCUACAAGGAUGGUCUCAUGCGAAGUAAAUGGUUUUUUCCGGGAGUACAUCGUCUCAAAACGAAUGGAAGAGAACCUUGUGUUUGAACUGGAUGGCAGUUGUGCCCCUACCACCCAGCGCACAGGGCGUCACCUUGUCAUAUCAGAAAGCUGGGUCAGGGACGAAAUUGUCUAUAACAGCAUUGACUUCUCCAAACUACGGUCACUAACAGUGUCCGGAAAAUGGGAAAAAUUCUUUAUCUCUGCAGGUAUGAAGCUGCUUCGGGUGCUUGAUCUAGAGGAUGCAUUACAUGUAGAGUACAAUGAUCUUAAGAAGAUUAUGAAGUGGUUUCCUCGCCUGAAAUUCCUCUCACUUCGAGGACACAAUGAAAUCUGUCAACUACCAAGUUCAAUAGGUGAUCUGAGGCAGCUCCAGAGUCUGGACCUGAGAGGCACGUCCAUAGUCACCCUGCCCGCGAGCGUCACCAAGUUAGAGAAGCUGCAAUACAUCCGUGUCGGCACCACUACUCCAACAGAGGCACCUCGCCUUCCAGUGUCCCGGUUGUCCCAUUACAGCAGAGGUCGUUGUCACUUGGUUGGCAUUCAAAUGCCUCAAGGAAUCCGGAAACUGACGCCGUUGCACACACUUGGUGUUGUCAAUGUUAGAUCUUCAGGGAUAAAGAUCUUUCUGGAAGAUCUCAAGAAGCUUACCCAACUGCACAAGCUUGGAGUAUCCGGUAUCGACAAGAGCAACAGGAAAAAGUUUUGGUCUGCCAUCUCAGUUCAUACCAGCUUGGAAUCCUUGUCGGUGCAGUUCGACAAGAACUCUAGUCAAGGUUGCUUCGAUGGCAUUGCCCUGCCUCAAAACAGCCUGCGGAGCCUUAAACUGUAUGGACUUGGAGAGGGACAGCUUAGCAAGCUCAUAACCCCUGCGGUAAGCGGUUUAAGCAAGAUCGCAAAGAUGAACUUGGAGAUGGCCAUGUUGAAGAAACAGGACGUUAACUCCCUCGGCGAGCUAUCAGAAUUAUGUAUUCUCCGCCUUUGUUUCCAGGAGCUUGAAGGAGAUGAGCUCAAGUUCUGUACCACAGCGCAUUGCUAUGAGGUGAACUCUUAUUUGAAGCUCAAGGUCCUUGACAUCACUUGCAGCAGCGUCUCCGGCUUACCUAUAGUUUUUGGGUUAAAAACUAUGAAGGAACUAGAGCAGCUUAAGGUUGAGUGGUCCAGCGAGUCGUCAGAUCAGUUCUCUGGCCUAAAGAAUCUACCUGAACUAAAGGAAGUCUUGCUCAAUGGUUCACACAUUGAAACAUCCGAUUGUAGCGUCCUUGCCGAGGAUUUCUCCACGAAUUUGGGACUAGGGUGGAUUUGA